Messenger RNA from Paramacrobiotus metropolitanus, 2602 nucleotides. RefSeq names its product peroxidase-like. The coding region runs from base 135 to 2396 and encodes 753 amino acids. NCBI's taxonomy places the organism in Eukaryota, Metazoa, Tardigrada, Eutardigrada, Parachela, Macrobiotidae. Gene Ontology annotation, molecular function: peroxidase activity; heme binding. The record is from RefSeq and is a predicted model, not a curated record. Gene Ontology annotation, biological process: response to oxidative stress. The transcript is spliced from 13 exons.
UUGAUUUUGUUAACGUCCAGUUGUUUACUAGCACAGUAAACUGACGGAUGGGAUUCUGCCAUCCGUUUUCGUGUUUACAGUACUAUCACAGCUUUGUGGCUUCUUUAUACUAAUAUUUAUUUUUCCUGCUAAUCAUGGAUCGCCUUGUUGUCGUAUUGUUUUGCGGUUUAUUGGCUGGCACACGCGCCCAUGCGGAGCUGAAGCAGGCACGAAUCGCUCCAGUUCCGGAUUAUACGGUCAAUUUUGCUGCCAACGGUAUUCCCGAUCAGCAGAUGAUGCUAUCGGCUCUGCAAAUUUCAUAUAAAGAUGCGUAUGAAGAGUUAAAUGGUGGUCCACCCAUUAACGCAUCUAGCAUGCUUCCGGCCUUCAGUAAACCAAAUGAAGAGAGCAUGAAAACGUCCCUGACCGGCCUCCGGAACAGUUUCGCGUUGGAAACUACACGAAACUGGCUUGCUAACGGGAAUACGCUAACAACGGACGAAAAGGGUCACUGCAUACCGCUGGCCGGGUUCUGCAAACCCAGUAAAGUUUGCCCCGCUAUCGAAGCACACCCCAAUGCGAAAUGCAGCAAAACUAAAGCUUUCCGCAAUGAAGACGGAUCGUGCAAUGAUCUGGGCGUGCCGAAUCUGGGAAUGGCCGGCACGACACAGCAGCGAUUGGUCGCUAACAGAUAUGCAGACGGCUGCGACUUGGCCAGACGGUACAGUCUCCGAGAAACCAGCAAAUGCUCACCGCUGCCCAGUGCGCGGGCCGUUAGCAGCACACUGAGCCAGUCGGUGCGGACAGCCGACAAAACCAUCUCGCUGCUGCUGACAACAUUCGGACAGUUUCUUGACCAUGAUUUGACCCUAACACCGAUGUUUAUGCGAAAAAACUACGGCAAGCCGGCAUUGCCAUUAUGCUGUCCGUUCCAUACGUCUCGGGAGUGUCUGGCCAUUGCGGUUUCCGAUUAUGAUCCAUUUUAUUCGGAUUAUGGUGUGACAUGCCUGAAUUUUGCUCGAUCAGUCGGAACUACAACUGAUCCUGCAUGCGGUCUGGGCGUGCGUUUACAAAUAAAUCAAAAUUCCCACUGGCUGGACGGAUCCAAUAUCUAUGGUUCCGGUGGCAAGGAAUCGACCAUGUUGCGAAAGUUUGACAGUGGAGAGAUGCUGAUUAGCUAUCCGUACGAUGCUAGUCGCAAGCGGCGGUCUCUCAAGGAUACACCCGACACGUUUCUGCCCAUGCAGGACGACGACGCCUGCCAGGAAAACCCCCACACCACCAACGCCCCGUGCGAGGACGGCCAGUGCUGUGUUAUGGCAGGAGACCCGCGAGCCGGGGAACAACCAGCGCUUUCCGCGAUGCACACUCUGUGGAUACGUCAUCAUAACAGAAUCGCAGAUCUUAUUUCGGAGCAGUAUGCAGAUUUUGAUGAUGAAAAGGUGUUUCAGGCAGCGCGGCGAAUUGUCACCGCACAAUACCAGCAUAUUGUGUUUAAUGAAUUCCUUCCGCUAAUCCUGGGAAAACGUCGAAUGGCCUUAUACGAGCUGUCAGUAUUAAACGGAACUCAUUACCUUCCGGCAAAACAGUAUCAUCCCGGAUUUGGCAAGGUUAUCCUGGAAUAUUCAACUGCCGCGGGCCGAUUUGGACACUCACUGCUGCACGAUAAUAUCUACAAACAAAGCUCAUCGGGCGAUGUCAGCAGCGACCCAUUGUCCGACAACUUAAAUAACAUCGGUUUAGCCAUAUCCGACAGCGACGACGUUGGCGCUCUGCUGAAAGGUCACUGUACGCAUGCAGCUUUGAAAAUGGAUCAGCAGAUAACCGGCGAAGUGCAGAAUAAACUGUUCAAGAAGCCUAGUGCGCCAUACGGUGGAGAUCUAUUUGCGACGAAUAUCCAACGCGGGCGCGAUCAUGGCAUAGGAACGUACUACGAUCUCCGCUCAUACUGUUUGGGAGAUAUCAGCGUGGAUCCUUCAUGGGAUUCUCCGGUGUGGGAUGGCGUCUUUAACGGAGAUUCACUGAAAACUAUAAAGUCUCUGUACAUUUCUCCAAUGGAUGUGGACCUUUUUGCUGGAGGCAUUUCUGAGAAGCCUGAUCCAGAAUAUGGUGGACUGCUCGGACCAACAUUUUCCUGCAUCAUAGCGAAGCAGUUUCAGCAUACCAAAUUUGGUGACAGAUUCUGGUAUGAGUUUGAAAAUACCGUCAAUGGAAAAUCACAAUUUACGGGAGCUCAAUUAGCCCAGAUUCGUAAGACAUCUUUGGCUAGACUAAUGUGCGAUUUGACUGCCGUUGACACAAUUCAGAGGGAAGUCCUGAAACUGAGCAAAGAGUCAGUUGAAUGUGAUGAUCCAGAUUUUAUGAAAGAGACUGACGUAAAUUAUGCCUUACUCAUAAAGAACUUAACUGAAGAAUAACUAUACCUAAGCGGCACCAGAAUGCCGACAAAAAUCUUUGUUGCAACGGAAAAGCAAAAUCCGAAUCUGAACUGGUAGGAAAUUAUGUUGCACUAUUUGAAACACUUUAUGGUCCUUCGCUUGAUUAGAGAAAAAUUUAAAAAAACCAUCGUCUGUUGGGCUGAUCUGUAUAAGCAUCCGUUAAGCGUAAAUCGUCUUUCUGGGCC